AUGGCUACAGUGCGAAUCUGCGUCUGUGGGGAUGAAGGUACUGGCAAGUCCAGUCUCAUCACGUCCCUGGUGAAGGGCGUGUUUGUGACUCACAAAAUCCAGCCUAUUCUACCCCAGAUCACGAUCCCUCCUACCAUUGGAACUCCGGAGAAUGUCACGACGACGACGGUGGUCGACAGCUCCGCCCUACCGCACGAGCGCAGCAGUCUAGCAAGGGAGAUUCGCAAAGCAAAUGUAAUUUUGCUGGUAUACUCAGAUCAUUACAGUUACGAAAGAGUUGCGCUAUUCUGGCUACCAUACUUCCGGUCUCUGGGGGUUAACGUGCCUGUGGUAUUGUGCGCUCACAAGGCGGAUCUCGGAUCAGAACACAGUGAAACACAGGUCAUUGAGGAUGAAAUGCUGCCGUUGAUGGCAGAGUUCAAGGAGAUUGACUCCUGCAUCAGGGCUAGUGCUCGGGAACACCGCAAUGUCAACGAGGCUUUCUUUCUCUGUCAAAAGGCGGUUACCCAUCCGAUUGCGCCGUUGUUCGAUUCAAAGGAGUCGUCCCUAAAGCCGGCAGCGGUUGCGGCAUUGCAGCGCAUCUUCUACCUCAGUGAUAAGGACCGGGAUGGCUAUCUUUCGGACAAGGAAAUCAAGGACUUCCAAAUGAGAUGCUUCGAGAAAGCAUUAAGCGAGGAGGAUUUGGUACACAUCAAGGAAACCAUCCAGAAGACGUACCCGGCUUCCGUGGCCCCGUCAGGGGUCGAUUGCAGGGGCUUCAUCCACUUGAACAAGUUAUAUGCGGAGAAAGGGCGUCAUGAAACUGUCUGGAUUAUCCUGCGGGCGUUUCAGUAUACCGACAAUCUCUCUCUGCAGGAGAACUUUCUUCACCCCCGGUUUGAGGUCCCUCCAUUUGGAUCUGCAGAAUUGUCGCCAGAAGGCUACCGGUUUUUCGUGAAUCUCUUCCUCCUGUCAGACAAAGAUAAUGACGGCGGUCUCAACGAUGCCGAACUGGCGUCCUUGUUUGCACCCACGCCCGGUUUACCCGCGUCUUGGGCGGAUGGCUCAUUCCCCUCAUCGACAGUGCGCAACGAAGCCGGCCAUGUCACUCUUCAAGGGUGGCUUGCGCAAUGGAGUAUGACUACUUUUACAUCUCCCAAGACGACUUUGGAAUAUCUCGCCUACCUAGGAUUCGAAUCGUCAGACCGAAGCAACCCAUCGACAACCGCGGCAUUGAAAGUUACGCGGCCACGCAAGCGUCGACGGCGUCCGGGGCGUGUCGGACGAAAUGUUGUCCUCGGCCAUGUGCUAGGUCCUCCGGGUUCCGGCAAGUCUGCGCUCCUGGAUGCCUUCUUGUCACGCGGUUUUAGUCCUACUUACCACCCGACUAUCAAACCCCGGACUGCAGUGAAUACGGUCGAGCUUCCCGGAGGCAAGCAAUGCUAUCUAAUCCUAGAUGAAUUAGGUGAACUGGAACCGGCCAUUCUCGAAAAUCAAGCGAAGCUCCUGGAUCAGUGCGACGUAAUCGCAUACACUUAUGACUCGUCAGACCCCGAUUCCUUUGCCUACAUCCCUGCAUUGCGUGCGAAAUACCCGCAUCUGGAGGAACUGCCGAGCGUGUUCAUUGCCCUCAAGGCCGAUCUAGACCGGACCACCCAACGGGCCGAGUAUCAGCCACACGAAUAUACCGCCUUGUUAAAUAUGCCCAGUCCACCGCUCCAUGUUAGUGCCACUUGGAGUUCCAUCCAGGAGGUGUUCGUGCACAUCGCCGAGGCGGCGAUGGAGCCCAGCACCGCGUUUCCCCGGAGCGAGGAGGAAGACGAAAGUAAAUGGAUGGCUUGGGGGAUUGCUCUAGGGGCGGUAGUAUGUGCGGGGGCCGCCGCGGUCAUGAUCUGGCGGCGAGUCAGCGGUAGUGGAGUCUGA
Aspergillus ruber CBS 135680 is the source of this 1902-nucleotide messenger RNA. It is a transcript of the gene gem1, whose product is annotated as ERMES complex Ca(2+)-binding regulatory GTPase GEM1. Bases 1 to 1902 code for a protein of 633 amino acids. The transcript has 2 exons. The record is from RefSeq and is a predicted model, not a curated record. Gene Ontology annotation, molecular function: GTP binding; GTPase activity; calcium ion binding. Gene Ontology annotation, biological process: mitochondrion organization; signal transduction. NCBI's taxonomy places the organism in Eukaryota, Fungi, Ascomycota, Eurotiomycetes, Eurotiales, Aspergillaceae. Gene Ontology annotation, cellular component: plasma membrane; mitochondrial outer membrane.